AUGGUGAUGAGAAACAGCACAGUGAUGACAGAAUUCAUCCUUCUUGGUCUUACCCAGUCUCGAGAUAUUCAGCUCCUGGUCUUCGUAUUAGUCUUAGUUUUCUAUCUCGUCAUCCUCCCUGGGAAUUUCCUCAUCAUCCUCACCAUCACAUCAGACCCUACUCUCUCAGCCCCCCUCUACUUUUUCCUGGGCAACCUGGCUUUCCUGGAUGCAUCCUACUCCUUCAUUGUGGCUCCCAGGAUGCUGGUGGACUUCUUCUCUGAGAAGAAGGUGAUCUCCUACAGAGGCUGCAUCACUCAACUCUUUUUCUUACACUUCCUUGGAAUAGGGGAGAUGUUCCUUCUUGUUUUUAUGGCAUUAGACCGUUACAUUGCCAUAUGUCGGCCUUUACACUAUUCAACUAUCAUGAACCCCAGAGUUUGCUAUGCAUUAUUGUUGGCUCUGUGCCUUGGGGGCUUUGCUCAUUCCUUUAUACAAGUGGCUCUUAUCCUCCACUUGCCCUUCUGUGGCCCAAACCAGCUGGAUAGCUUCUUCUGUGAUGCCCCACAGAUCAUCAAGCUGGCCUGCACAGACACCUUUGUUGUGGAGCUCCUGAUCGUCUCCAACAAUGGUUUGCUCAUAGUCCUGUGUUUCCUGGGCCUUCUGGCCUCCUAUGCUGUCAUCCUCUGUCAUAUAAGAGGACACUCUUCUCAAGGGAAGAACAAGGCUGUGUCCACAUGCAUCACUCACAUUAUCAUCGUGUUUCUCAUGUUUGGACCUGCCAUUUUCAUCUACACUCGCCCCUUUAGAACUUUCUCAGCUGACAAAGUGGUUUCUCUCUUCCACACAGUGAUUUUUCCUUUAUUGAAUCCUGUAAUUUAUACCCUUCGCAACCAGGAGGUGAAAGCUUCCAUGAGAAAAUUAUUUAAUCGCUAUAUUUUU
Messenger RNA from Orycteropus afer afer, 921 nucleotides. Its product is annotated as olfactory receptor 4N5-like. NCBI's taxonomy places the organism in Eukaryota, Metazoa, Chordata, Mammalia, Tubulidentata, Orycteropodidae. Gene Ontology annotation, biological process: G protein-coupled receptor signaling pathway. Gene Ontology annotation, cellular component: membrane. The record is from RefSeq and is a predicted model, not a curated record. Gene Ontology annotation, molecular function: olfactory receptor activity; G protein-coupled receptor activity.